Molecule: messenger RNA, 1002 nt
Organism: Fraxinus pennsylvanica
Lineage: Eukaryota; Viridiplantae; Streptophyta; Magnoliopsida; Lamiales; Oleaceae
Source: the annotation of a GenBank genome assembly
AUGGAGAGAGAGAAGGAAGGGGAAAGCAAAGGAACAGUGUGUGUAACAGGUGGAACAGGAUUUGUGGCUUCAUGGCUCAUCAAGAGCCUUCUUCAACAUGGUUAUUCUGUCAAUACCACUAUCAGGUCUAAUCCUCAAGACAGCAAGAAAAACACUAGCUACCUCACGAGCCUUCCUGGUGCAGCAAAAAGUCUGCGAAUUUUCCAAGCAGAUCUCGACAAACCAGAUAGUUUCAACUCAGCAAUUAAAGGAUGCAUUGGAGUAUUUCAUGUUGCUCACCCAAUCGAUCUCACGGACAAAGAAACAGCAGAAAUGAAGAUCAACAAAUCUAUCAGUGGGACUUUAGGCAUUCUGCAAGCAUGCCUUGAUUCUAAGACAGUGAAACGAGUUGUUUACACCUCAAGUGCAUCCACGGUUAUGACUCACAACAAGGAUUUAGAUGUAGUGGACGAGAACUUGUGGACUGAUGUAGAUUAUUUGAGACCUCUUAUUAGUCAUUUUGGAGCUUCUUAUGCCAUUGCCAAGACAUUAACAGAAAGGGCAGCUCUCGAAUUCGCUGAAAAGCAUUCGUUGGAUCUUGUCACUGUAAUUCCCACUUGGAUACACGGCCCUUUCAUAUGUUCCCGUUUGCCUGGCUCAGUGAGUUCGUCACUGUCUAUGAUCAUCGGAAAUAAGGAUGAGAUGAAGUAUACUGAAACUACCGCUUUUGUGCAUACAGACGAUGUGGCCAAUGCACACAUCUUCCUUUUCGAGUAUCCUAAUGCCAAAGGGAGGUACAUUUGCUCUGCCGUCGAGGUUGCAGUGGACAAGUUAGCUGAAUUUCUGUCCACGAGGUACCCGGAAUUCCAAAUACGAAACGAAGAGGGUUUAAUAGAAAGAGGACGUAAAUUCACUAGCCUUUCAUCAAAGAAACUGUUGGAUACUGGUUUCAGAUACAAAUAUGGCCUUGAGGAAAUGUUUGAUGAAGCAAUUCAAUGCUGUAGAGAGAAGGGAAUUCUCUAA